ACAUCAAAUGUUAUACAUUGCUAAGUAGAAUAACAACAUAUCAACAACAUGAAGGCCAUUUUCUUCCUCCUCCUUAUAGUCGUAGGAGCAACAGCGGCUGCAGCCGCUCCUCAAAUCAACUGCCAGAGCUGGCGUCUGGCAGUUGAGACCAACAACAUACGUGAUUGGACAGUGCCCGCUCAAUGCAAAGGCUACGUGAGUGAGUACAUGACGGGUCAGCAAUAUCGCGAUGACUGCAACGCCGUGGUCAACGCUGCUAUUGAGUAUGCCAGGACCCUUAACGUUUCCAAAGAAGGCAAGGACCUUUGGGUCUUUAAUAUUGAUGAAACCACCCUCUCUAACGUUCCUUAUUAUGCUCGUCCUGAGGUUGGAUUUGGGACAACAAGAUCCAACAUGCUGAAGUUUGAAUCGUGGAUUAAAGAAGGAAAAUCACCAGCAAUUCCAAGCGCACUCAUUCUGUAUAAAACGUUGUUGGAUUUAGGUAUUAAACCAAUAUUUAUCACAGACACAAAAGAAGAACUCAGAGAAGUGAGAAUGACCAACCUAAAGAAAGUUGGCUACCAUUCAUGGUUCAAAUUCAUCUCCAAGGGGAAAAAUGAUAGUUCAGUAUAUUCAGAACAUUCAGGUAACUGGAAAACUCAAAGGAGGGCUGAAUUGGUGAAAGCUGGAUACAGACUUGUUGGCAACUUAGGAGGGUGGGAUGAUAUUAUUAUAGACUUUUUGAUGCGCACUUUCAAAAUGCCGAAUCCCAUGUACUACUUUUAGGUGUUGAAUUAAUUACGAAAUAAGGCUUUCUGAAACGUUUCAGAAAGCUAUGAUAUUAAUGUCAAUUGAUGAUUAGUUCA
Lycium barbarum (goji berry) is the source of this 845-nucleotide messenger RNA. Its product is annotated as acid phosphatase 1-like. Bases 49 to 765 code for a protein of 238 amino acids. The transcript has 3 exons. The record is from RefSeq and is a predicted model, not a curated record. NCBI's taxonomy places the organism in Eukaryota, Viridiplantae, Streptophyta, Magnoliopsida, Solanales, Solanaceae.